Linum trigynum is the source of this 4914-nucleotide messenger RNA. NCBI's taxonomy places the organism in Eukaryota, Viridiplantae, Streptophyta, Magnoliopsida, Malpighiales, Linaceae. The record is from the annotation of a GenBank genome assembly.
GAUUAGGGAGACCAUGAGAGAAAAACAUAACAAAAUAUAUUAAUUUUAUCAUAAGCAUGAUUAUAUACGACAUAGAUAUUUGAUGGAUACGAACUCAUACCAAUAGUUGGAACACGGGUUGGGUUGGGUUCUACGGUUUGUGUAAUCCAAAGUCAAAACCCAACCCAAAAGAGGCGGGUUGUUCAAAAGAAAACCCUCACCAACCCAAAACCUUCGUUUUAGCGAUAAAUACGGAUGAGUCGGGUCGGGAUGGACGGGUGGGUCGGUUUACGGGUGUAUUUGUUCACCCUUACCAGCUAGUAUUACAUGGUGAAAAUGGUAUAACGAUCAGGGUUUUAGAUUGUGAUCAUUAAUAUUUUGGUAUAUUAUCUUACUUUAAUAUUAAUUCAGUAUCGAUGUUUUAUUGGUAUGUUAUCGGUUAAACCAUGAUUAUACCAUCAAAUAAUAACCCAUCUAACUAGUUUGAUACAAUCUUAAAUACAGGUUUACAAAAUCAUAAAUUUUUACUUAAAGAAUUCAAAUUGCAUUUUUUCUUAUUACCAUCUAACUUGUGCAUCAAAAAGUCAAUACAAAACCCUUACUGACUCUGUCAGCGGUACUACAAUGGACGAGGAGCAGAUUGACGACACGAUGCUACUUGUCUGUGCAGAUUGAUGUUGGAGACUAUGAUCAAAAUUAAAUCUCAUACCCCCAUAAGGGUGAAGAUUAGUCGAAAUAUUAAAACAUUAGAUUCACUUCAAAUUUGAAUUUUACCCUCUCAUUAAAGUCUUUUAAAUUCACUCGUUUAAUAUUUAAUCCUAUGGUGAACUAUGAUGACAUCGAAUGAUCGAAUAGGAGUUUUGGUAGGUAGGGAGUUUACUUUCCUUUUUUUUCUCCAUGGAUGAUUUACUUUUGUAUUACAGACUAAAUAUACUACUUUAGUACUUUUCUUCGUAGUUAAUUUUGUCUAUAAUUAAUCACUAAUUAUGCAAUUGUGUGACGACUGCUAGACUUAUGAUUGAUUAGAUUAAACCUUGCUGGCGAAUUAGAAACCAAAGCGUAAGACUUUGCCAACCUUAAUCGAAGGCGGUUAAUACUAAACUAUAUGAUUAAUUAUGUAAAGAAGUGGUAGCUAGUAGCUACACAUAGUUGACACUUGUUACCAAAGGAUUCACACCUAAGCAAACCCUUAUUCGCUACCCCACAAAUCAAGUACAAGUUGUAGUAGUAGUAGGUAUUGAAAAAAUUAACACCAACUUGCUUAUUUGAUGAAAUUUCUGAUUAGUUUCAACAUUAAUAUUGAUCAUUCAAUUCAUCACAAGUAUCACCUAAUUAAGAUUUAUAGUCCUCUGUGUUGUUCCUCAAUCGUUGUAUUCGACCUGUGGGUUUGAGAUGUGAUAUGUACAUCUUAAUCCUAUUCUUUUGGAAUACGUAGAAUAAGUUCAACUGGCGCAACCUUUAUUAAACUAUCAGGUGAGAGACGAUACACUUGAUUAGAAAAUAAAUCGAGUGAGAAACGCUAACUAUUAUGCAUCCAAAUGAACUAUUAAGGGUAUGAGUUAAAUCUCAAUCUUCCAUACAUUAAUCAUCAAGACAUUUUCAUGCAUUAUUAUUAAGAACCAACACCUCACGAUAACAUACUCCAUAAACAAGAACCCAAAACGAAAAUUUGCAAGAGAUAUGGGGAACAUGUUUUAGGCUGAAAGCUACAGAAAAGAAACCCCAAAACGUCAUUUAUCAAAUCUAGAGCUACUUGAUUGGGUAAUUAGUACUUUAACCCCAAUUAACGUCACUCAUCCUUAUCUUCUUCACGACACUUAGAAAAAGUGUUCAUCAAUUACAAGACAAAAUUACACACAUAAGCCACAGCUUUGUCACCGAGCAUAUGAAGGUUAAUUAAAUAAUGUCAACACGAAAUACGAUCUCUUCCGAUAUUUAACAAACGGCUUAAUUGCAAGUUUGGUCACUCGAAUUGCUACAAAAUUUCAUGUUUGCCACUCAAAUUGAUUUAUUCUAUUUAUAGUCACUUAAAUUAGUUGAACAGUCCAAGUUCGGUCACUCUCCGUUAACCUCCGUUAGACUCCGUUAAUGACGACCGUUAAGUGAUGACGUGGCUAACAGAAAAUCACAGUCAGCAUAUUUUAACACUAAAAAACGACGACCCGCCACGUCAUAUUUACCCGCCAUGUCAGCCCUACUUGCCCAACCCGCGAACCAACCCAAUAAUUGACCCAACCCAAACCCGAGACCUGACCCCCUGAAUCUAGAUUCUUGGCUCUGUACUAUUCGCCUCGCAAAGAAGAAAGGGGAGAGAUCCAGGGAUCACUCAUAACCAAGCAUAUGCUAAUGUUAAGCCAUGAAGCAAGCUCUCUGCAUAGAGCUCCAGCAGUGUAUUCUUUGAAGGCACAGCGAGUGCGAGCUGGGUCGAGAGAGAAGUUUCACAAACAUUCCUUCAGGUUUGCAUGUGCAAUUUCAAGUAUUUGAUUUUCUCUAUCUUUGAUUUUCCAUCUUUGGAACCCUUGUUUGACUUUUAGGGGGAUUGCCAUGGAUCCUUUCCUUCAGGAAUUUGGUACUUAGAAAAUCACUGCUACUGAACAAUGUGGUGGUCGGGAUGGUGGUGGACUCUUGUGUUAUCGACGGCGGCAGCUGUGCUGCUUCCGUUAAUCGUCUUCUCCAGGUUUCUGUUCCUUGAGAGGAGGGAGUCUGGAAUUGGGAGCUCAAAUGUCUCUUCACAAUCUGCGCCAACCACACCAGUCAAAGCUUCCGGUUCCGAGCUUAGUCCCGAAUAUGCCUCACUGCCUCUUCCCGCUGGAGUGUACGAGGUGUUCGUGAGCUGUACAAGUCCUGAAAUUCAGAACCAUUUCGGCGAUUUCCUCUACAACUACCUGGCUCGUUCGAAAAUUCGGACGUUUGGAAACGAGGAGCAGCUUCCCAAAGGCCAGACCCAAGAAUCUAGAUUUAGGGGGUCAGGUCUAGGGUUUAGGGUUGGGUCAAUUAUUGGGUUGGUUCGCGGGUUGGGCAUGUAGGGCUGACAUGGCGGGUAAAUAUGACGUGGCGGGUCGGUUCGUCGCUUUUUAGUGUUAAAAUAUGAUGACUGUAAUUUUCUGUUAGCCACGUCAUCACUCAACGGUUGUAAUUAACGGAGUCUAACAGAGGUUAACGGAGAGUGACCGAACUUGGAAUGUUCAACUAAUUUAAGUGACUAUAAAUAGAAUAAAUCAAUUUGAGUGACAAACGUGAAAUUUUGUAGUAAUUCGAGUGACCAAACUUGCAAUUAAGCCAGCCUUUAACAAACCUAUGGAACCACAACAUAUGAUAAUUAUUUGGGUUAAACUAAUGAAUCAAUGGGUGUCGUCAUAUGAUUGCUCUAUGUAUGUGGAAAUGAAGUGCUCUUUUUCAUUCAAUAAUACUAUAUUUAAGCAGUGGAGCCAACAAAAAAGAUGAUGAGGUAAUUAUAUGUGGCUAGGUGUGGGGAGCAAGACAUUUCAUUGGAGGUGACUUUGGCUUAUUAUAUGGUUUGUUUUGUUGAACUUUCUUUGGUUGGGAGCAAGUGAAAGCAAAAGGGUUUUUGCUCUUUUAUUGAAACCCUAUAUGGAGAAGGGUCAUCCUUGGCCAAGUUGGAAAGUCAUAGAAAGAACUUCAGAGGACUUGUAGUCCUUUGGUUUUAAUGGGUUAAUAAACUUGCUCCCCUAGUUACAAAGAUUUUAGCAAAUAAGCCCUUGCAUUACGAUUUAUAAUACUUUUUAUGUUUGCGCGUAAUAAGAAAACUCGACAUGAAAUAAAAUAAACUCAAAGAGAACUCAAUUCGAACAAAUCACAUGUUGUGCACACGAAAUAUGGUCAUGGGAGUAAAACCUUCAAACCUUUCAACUCGAUCAUUCAAAUUUUUGCAAAUCAGAAGCUCAACAAGUAAAUCAAGAUCACGAGACAACAUCGAUUGAGAAGGUGUAUAUUUUUCUUAUCGAUAAUCCGAGAAACAAUAGGGUGUUAUGGAUGCAGUAAUGCUAUAUUUUUUUUUUAUUAUCUCUUUGUCCUGGUCUCUGGUGACUUUCGUUUUUAUGGAUUGAGAUUAAGUCAACAUGCCCAAAUUUACACCUGAUUAGGAACUACAUAAACUAUGUUGGAGGGAGUAAUUUGAAAACAAAUACAAUGUUUUUUUUGUAUGUUCGAUUGAAAUCGUUGAUAUAUGAAUGUGUUUGUUCAACUAGCAUAAUACAAGGACUACAAAUGUCAUUAAUUUCUUUUAAUUAACUAAGGUAGGAUUACAACUCUUUUGCUUUUGUACUAGUGUUAGGAAAAGAAACCCCCCUUUAGUUGGUGAGGUCAUGACUAAGGGAGAGAGAGGUUGAUUAAAUUAGUUAAAGCACAGGGUUAAACUAUAAGAUUUGCAUAGGUCAUGUUUCCUUCACUUGAUAAUUUUUAGAUUAGUCAUUAGUGUAUCAUUUAACCUUUAAUUAUUUAAAAUUAUGAAUUGGUGGAUGCAAGUGUCAUUCUCCACCAUUUCACCACAUGCCAUCUAUUUCACCCAACCAUCGUAAAAUUUCACCUGAUUAAGACUUGGUUCACUCAAUUAAAUACCAAAAUAUUGAGAAAUAAAAAAAAGUAAAAAAUUAAUUAAAUAUAACACAUAUACUUUAGUCUUCAUUACUCGAUCUUUGACAAUUCACGAACCCUCUAUCUAACUCAACUUUAGCUUUCCAAUUUAAGUCAUUCUCGUCUCUCACUCAAUCUCCUUGUUAUUUUCACAACAUAAAAAAACACAUUCUCAUUAGUCGUCUCUCAACCUCCAAUCCAUCGAAUUAAAUAUUACCAAUGACAAGAAAUUGAGAUAUCAACAUCUCCCCCUUCUCCUUAACCAUGUUUUAGCGCUAGACGAACUCAAAACCAUUUGCUUAGUCUCAUGAGAACCUAUAAUAAUAAGUUUAAUGGAGACUU